UCCAAAGUUUAAUCCAAACGAAGCGUUUGUUUACGUUGUUUGCACGCCAAUUUUCUUGCCGCUACUCGUAUUACGCCGCUUGUUUUGACUAAGGUAAUUGCGGAGCUCAACAAUGAGUCGACGCCAGACGCCCAGCGAAUUUUUGAAGCAAAUUAUCGGACGUCCUGUUGUCGUCAAGUUAAACUCCGGUUUGGACUACCGAGGUGUUCUCGCGUGUCUUGACGGCUACAUGAACAUUGCUCUUGAGCAGACCGAAGAGUACGUCAAUGGUCAGCUGAAAAACAAGUACGGCGACGCAUUCAUACGAGGGAAUAACGUUUUGUACAUCAGCACACAGAAGAGGAGGAUAUAAAGAUGAAGAGCGUGGUCAAUGAAGACCGCAUUUGUUGAUGUAUGUCAUGUGAAAAUAUA
Molecule: messenger RNA, 411 nt
Organism: Rhipicephalus sanguineus (brown dog tick)
Lineage: Eukaryota; Metazoa; Arthropoda; Arachnida; Ixodida; Ixodidae
Product: U6 snRNA-associated Sm-like protein LSm6
Exons: 4
Coding region: 113-352 (79 amino acids)
Biological process (GO): mRNA splicing, via spliceosome; maturation of SSU-rRNA
Cellular component (GO): nucleolus; sno(s)RNA-containing ribonucleoprotein complex; U6 snRNP
Molecular function (GO): RNA binding
Source: RefSeq, a predicted model, not a curated record